ACCGCCGCGCGGUAUAUACUUAAUCUGUACGCCGAUCUAAUUUUUCUAAAAUCCGUCGGAUUUUAUCGAAUUGUAUUGUACUACGUUGUCCCAGUGCGUGUCGUCGACCAGUUCGUGUCUACACGUGCGUUGAGCGAACUUUGGAAACACCCUCGCAACGAGGAAGAGAGUACCUCGGUAGGGAUCAUUUCCGGCCAGAUUCGAGUUCUGCCGAUCCCUCGAAUGUUCCUGUACACAAGAUGACGGUGCUUCACUUCCGCCGAUCGGGUACUUUUGUUCGGGUCACAUCGCGCGCAGUGAUCGUUUUUUCCUGCCUAUACAGGAGCGAAGCUCGAGGGUGUAGUCCAUAGACGUCGAGGAAAAAAGGCCGAAUGGUCCGGGGCGAGCGCUGUCAGUACUACAGGGCCGACAUGGCCGCCGAUCUCUACCCCAACGGUUUGCUUAAGGGCGCUACUGCUGCCAACACGAGCACCGAUCCGAGAUCUGCAGGGGCCGACUUGAGGGACCAGUGGAAAGCCAAUGAUGCGGCUGACACCGAGGCUCAUCAUGCCGGGCAUCAGCAGCAAGACGAGGAGCAGUCCUUGCGAUUCCAAGACAACAGGUUCUUCACGACCCUCGUUCUUGGCAGAAACAGAAAAGUCUCCCCGGACAUCCUGCCCUCCUGCUCGCAGGGCGUGUUCCGCCAGCGCGCGUCUCUCUCGACGGCGACGACCAGUUUGCCGAUUUCUCCGGGUCCCAACAGUGCGACGUCGAAGCACCAGUCGACGACGGGACGCAAAACGACGCAGCAGCUCCUCGCCGCGUCCAAGAGUACCUUAAAAACAUCCUUGGCCGCGCUCUUGGCCGAUAACAAUCUGCCCGGGGUCAAGGCCGUGCGCAGAUCCACCUCGGAUCGGCACUCGUCGAAGCAGCAGCCACAGCAGCACUCGUCGCGUAGCAGUAGCGGUGGCAUUACAAGCGGCGGCGGCAGCAGCGCCUCGUCCUCUUCGUCGACUACGUCGACGCAGCAGCAGCAGCAGCUUCGGCAAGGCAGCUUCGGCCGGCGUUCGCGUUUCGCAUUGGCCAGCAAAAUGGCGGCCGCGACGAGCAGCAGCAGUGCAGGUAGCGCGACGAUGACGACGUCGUCGACGGCCCAGCCACCGGUGCUUCAAGGCUGGCCGAACUCCAAGGACGAUUACGAGCUGCGAGACGUGAUCGGUGUUGGAGCAACAGCAAUAGUUCAUGCUGCAUAUUGUAUACCCAGGAACGAAAAAUGUGCUAUAAAAAGAAUCAACUUAGAAAAAUGGAACACAAGCAUGGACGAGUUAUUGAAAGAGAUCCAGGCAAUGUCAUCCUGCAAUCACGAAAACGUCGUAACUUAUUACACAUCAUUUGUUGUAAAAGAGGAACUGUGGCUUGUACUGAGAUUACUUGAAGGUGGAUCUCUACUGGAUAUCAUCAAACAUAAAAUGAGAACAACGAAUUGUAAGCACGGUGUUUUUGACGAAGCAACAAUAGCAACUGUACUUCGAGAAGUACUCAAAGGUCUUGAGUAUUUCCACAGUAAUGGCCAGAUACACAGGGAUAUCAAAGCAGGAAACAUAUUACUUGGAGAAGAUGGGACGGUACAGAUCGCUGACUUUGGAGUGAGUGCGUGGUUGGCAACUGGACGUGACCUCAGUAGGCAAAAGGUUCGGCACACAUUCGUCGGUACGCCUUGCUGGAUGGCGCCUGAGGUCAUGGAGCAGGUGAGAGAGGAUCAUGGUUACGACUUCAAAGCUGACAUUUGGUCAUUGGGUAUCACUGCCAUAGAGAUGGCUAGUGGAACGGCUCCAUACCACAAGUUUCCACCUAUGAAAGUGCUUAUGCUCACACUUCAAAAUGACCCACCCACUCUAGACACUGCUGCCGACGAUAAAGAUCAAUACAAGGCAUAUGGCAAGACCUUCAGAAAAAUGAUCGUUGAUUGCUUGCAGAAAGACCCAACGAAAAGACCAACAGCGACUGAACUUUUAAAGCAUCCGUUCUUUAAGAAAGCAAAAGACAAGAAGUAUUUGCAACAAACACUCGUAGCCAUUGGACCUAGUUUAGAAACGCGAGUUCAAAAGGCUUCAAAAAGACAACCUGGGACCUCUGGACGACUGCAUCGAACAGUAACGGGUGAAUGGGUUUGGUCAUCAGAAGAAGAAAGCGGUGCUUCUAGUGGUGAAGAAGGCAAAGAAGCUCUGCCCAUCAAUAGAAUCGAACGUGAUAGUAGUGAUGAUGAGGGCCAAGAUGACGAUUAUUAUGAUAAUAAAAAUGCAACCAGUCGCAUACCAGUUGACAAAAAUGUUCCUAUGAACUUAGUCCUCAGACUUCGUAAUCAGAAACGUGAGCUCAAUGACAUCAGAUUUGAGUUCGCCGAGUCUGUUGAUUCAGCUGAAGGUAUAGCAUCUGAACUAGUUGGUGCUGGUCUUGUUGAUGGCAAGGACAUUGUUGUGAUUGCGGCUAAUCUCCAAAAAUUGAUCAACAGUGCGGGACAAAUACGAACAGUUACAUUCCCACUGAAUUCAGGACACGCAGCAAAUGAAAUGCCGGAUGACAAAGCGUUGAUUGGAUUUGCUCAGAUUUCAAUCACAGAUUAAGUGUUCUUUUAAAUGUUUCUAUUAUACGUUCGUUUAAGAACGUCAUCUUACUGCAGUGAAGUGAAAGAGUGUCACCUCUUUUUUUAACUCUCGUCUGUGACUAUGUAUCGAAUCAAAGUAUUACGAGCCAACAAUUAAUAAGUGCUAAGUUCGUCGAUUCUCGAACAACUUAAUUCGAUAUUCACAAUUUAUACUUUAUUCUAUUUAUGUGGAAGGAAUCGAUGUUGAUAUUUUUUAAACUCUUACAAGAGUUAUGUAUAAGAACUUUUGUCAUCUGAUAUUAGAUUUAAAAGUUAUGCGAUGAAAUGCAUUGCAACUUAUAAAUUUAUGUGCUAUUUUUUCUCUUACAUUGAUUUAAAUAUUUUGUCGUCUCUCAAUAGUCUCAAUCGUGUAAAUAUUAGUGAUAAAGAAAAUGGUCUAGCUUUUUGCUUCUUAUAAUCAAAUAUAAAUCGUCAUAAGAAAGAAAUAAUAUUAUAACCAUUAUUCAAGCUUUGAUAAUGCGCAACAGUUACACUGAUAAUACAACCUUUUGCGACGUUUUCCGAGUGAUAAAUCUUGCGUUCUCCUCACUGACCAACUCGGCUUUCGCCAGAGUCUAUGCUAUUAAAUGCUAGUAGUACCACUUUUGAUAAUCAGAUUUGUAUGAUUAUGGCUAAAAAAUAUUUUGUUAAAAGUUGCGUCUAUACACAUUAAAGAUUGUGCCAUCACAAUAUAUAUGCACGAUAAUAUUACUUAAAAAAUACUUACGUUACCAACGUUGUCGAAUAUCAAGUGGUAAAGGAACACCGUUCAAGUUUCUCUUUUGCCAAGUGUUGGCGUCUUGACUCAUCGACGCUGA
This is a messenger RNA of Copidosoma floridanum, 3441 nucleotides long. RefSeq names its product serine/threonine-protein kinase OSR1. Lineage: Eukaryota; Metazoa; Arthropoda; Insecta; Hymenoptera; Encyrtidae. Gene Ontology annotation, biological process: protein phosphorylation. Gene Ontology annotation, molecular function: ATP binding; protein serine/threonine kinase activity. Gene Ontology annotation, cellular component: cytoplasm. The record is from RefSeq and is a predicted model, not a curated record.